AUGAAUAAUACUGAAAUCUGUAUUAGUUGGGACGAACAUUUAAACAAUGUAUCUAAAGGAUUCUCCUGCUUACAACAGAACUCAGAAUUCGUUGAUAUGACGUUGGCCGCAGAGGGUCACUUAGUAAAAGUACAUAGAAAUAUAGUGGCGCUCGCUAGCCCAUAUCUAAGAGCUAUGUUACAAUCAGCACCUUGUCAGCAUCCAGUAAUAUUUUUGAAUAAUGUUAAUCACAAAAUACUGGGUUAUAUAUUGGAGUACAUUUAUACUGGAGAAGUCAAGAUACCAUCAGACAUAAUGGACACAUUUAUAGAAGCUUGUAAAUCUCUAUGCAUAAGAGGUGUUGCCAAUAUUGCAUCAUCUGAGAUAACAUCCGGCAAUAAAUCUGAGCGUCAGUUUGAAAGAAUUGACAAACCACGAGAAAAUAAUUUUGCUGCAUGUAUAACUAUUAAUAACAAUGAUAAUAAUUACGAUUUAGAAUUCAUAGCUAAUGAAAAUAAUGCAAUAUCUCAUAAUGAUGAAGAAAUGCAGCCUACUCCAGUUCCUGUUCCCAUUUUUAAUAAAAGCAGUGAACAAAUGGAAUCUGAAAAAUGCAGUAGCAUUGUAAAUGACGUUGAAACUACACAUGAAAAUAACAUUGAUAUCAACAAUAUUUGUAAUUUUGUAAUACUAAGACCAAAAACUUCUUGUAAUAAUAUUCAGUUAAGCACAAACAAUACAGAAAAUGAUAAUGAUAAAAGGAUAAUCACUACAGAUUUGGAGACUAACAAUUCACUUAUAGAAUUAAGUAAAGAUAAAACAAAAAAAUCUGCUAAUAUUGAACUAAAUACCAAUACCUGUCAUACCAAUUCUAAUCAGAACCCUACUAGUAUAGAAUUAAGUGAUAACCCAAUUUUGCAUCCAGUUAAUAUUACAUUAAGUACUCAUGACUUGCAACCUGAACUUACUCAAGGUGUAUUUGAUAUACACACAGACAACAUAGAAUCAGUUUUAUCCAAAACAGUAAAUAGAAGAACAUUAACGAAAAAACCUAAAAAUGUUCUGUCGUAUAUAAAAGACAUACAUCGUAAAGAAGACCGAUCUAAAAUUGCAUUAAAUAAGUUAAUCAGAAAGGAAAUGGAUAAAGUAGCGCAUUAUACAAUAUCUAACAGAGGGUCAUUACAACUGUUACUGCAUGGCUAUCUUUACAAUUCUCAUCAUCAUUCAAACGGUGGUCGAAAAAUACGUUGGCGAUGCCUCGAUUACCGUAAAAUGCAUUGUCCAGCUUACAUUGAUAUUGAUAAUGAAGAAGUUACCGCUGUGUCCGAGAAUCAUUGUCAUCCUCUCCAUAAUAAGCAAAUAGAAAAGAAAAUAAAAAAUAAUAUAGUAUUUACAUCGCUAUCAACCGUUGUACACACUAUUGAUGACUAUUUGAAAGAAAAUCCCAAGAAAUGA
Messenger RNA from Arctia plantaginis, 1431 nucleotides. NCBI's taxonomy places the organism in Eukaryota, Metazoa, Arthropoda, Insecta, Lepidoptera, Erebidae. The record is from the annotation of a GenBank genome assembly.